Molecule: messenger RNA, 1464 nt
Organism: Benincasa hispida (wax gourd)
Lineage: Eukaryota; Viridiplantae; Streptophyta; Magnoliopsida; Cucurbitales; Cucurbitaceae
Product: serine/threonine-protein kinase STY17-like
Biological process (GO): protein phosphorylation
Molecular function (GO): ATP binding; protein serine/threonine kinase activity
Source: RefSeq, a predicted model, not a curated record
AUGAAUUACUUUCGAUUAAGGCCUGAUUAAUUCUUAUUAUUAUGGGUUUCUUAAUCUCUUCAUUUUAUUUCUACUUUUCGUGUUUCAUGUUUUUUAUUUCUUAUUACCCUUCAUUUCCAAUGGAAUAGACUCUCAGAGAAGACUGAAACUUAGUGGGGCUGCUCCAACAAUGGCGGACCAUUCCGAUGAACAACACUCCUUCAGAACAAUUACCACUGCUUUCAUUCCUUUCAUUGGGGACGAUGAUUCUGAUGAUUUGGGUUCCGAGUUCGUCUUCAACAUCGAACCCACUUUGCUCAUUGAUCCUCAUUGUUUGAAGAUUGGUGAAGUUAUCGGGGAAGGUUCAUGCUCCAUUGUUUAUGAAGGACUGUAUGAUUAUCAGCCUGUUGCUGUGAAGAUUAUACAGCCAAUUAGAACAUCAGCUAUCAGUCCUGAAAAGAAGGAGAGAUUUCAGAGGGAGGUUAUGUUGUUAUCAAGAGUGAAUCAUGAGAACGUUAUUCAGUUCAUUGGCGCUUCCGUAGAGCCAACAUUGAUGAUAAUUACUGAGCUUAUGAGAGGUGGAACACUCCAGAAGUAUUUGUGGAGCAUCCGGCCAGAGACCCCAGAUUUGAAGCUUUCCUUAAGUUUUGCUCUAGAUCUAUCACGAGUAAUGGCAUACUUGCAUUCAAACGGCAUCAUUCAUCGCGACUUAAAGCCAAGCAAUCUACUGCUGACAGAGGACAAGCAACGGGUUAAGCUGGCCGACUUUGGGUUGGCUAGAGAGGAAAUAUCUGGUGAAAUGACUACUGAGGCUGGUACCUACCGUUGGAUGGCCCCUGAGCUAUUUAGCAUUGAUCCAUUGCCUGUUGGAGGUAAGAAAUGCUAUGAUCACAAGGCAGAUGUCUACAGCUUCUCAAUAAUACUUUGGGAAUUGCUGACAAACAAAACUCCAUUCAAAGGCAGAAAUAAUGUAAUGGUGGCAUAUGCCACAGCCAAGAACAUUAGACCAAGUCUUGAGGAAAUCCCAGAAGAUAUUGCCCCUCUCUUGCAGUCAUGCUGGGCUGAGGAUCCCAAUGGCCGUCCAGAAUUUACAGAAGUCACAGAUUCUCUUAAUAACCUUCUUCAAUCAUUUGUCUUAAAAGAAUCUUCACUUCUUAACAUAGACGACAAAACAGAGGAGGAGGUCGAGUGUGCAUCGGACACAUCGUCUUCUCAGAGCAAGAGAGAGCCAAAGGCUGGAAGACAUAGAAACUCUUCAUUUUGCCUCAAAUGUUGCCAAAACAUCUGCUUGUCGGAUUAACUGACAGGUUCUGUUUGGGGGCUAUGUUCUGGCAAAUAGGUGUAAAUGGUUGGUUAGAUUUAUUGAUUUUUCUCUUGUAACUACAGGUUCAUAGGAGGCGGGUUGUUACCCAGAUUCAGUUUUGUAAGAGACACUGUACAUAAAGGAUACGCAAAAAGAACAGCGAGUUAUAUAGCAGCUUUUGA